AUGCGCUCUUUUGCCAUCCUCUCCGCUGCCGGCCUUGCUGCCGCCCAGGUCACCUCCAUCAUCAUCACCGACGGCAUCACCGCGACCAUCACUCUCCCCGUCUUCCCUGAGCCCACCUCCCUCGCCUCUCCGGCCACUACCGUCACCGCCACCGUCCCCGAGACCACCGUGACCGUGUCUCCUGAGCCCACGCCCUCCACCACCGUAACCGUCUCCGCGGGCACCAGCACCGUCCCGGCCGGCUUCACCACCACCACCGCCGUCGUCGUCGACGACCCCCCCGUCACCACCACCAUCCCCAUUGUCAUCCCCACCAUCUCCGUGUCAGACCCCGUUGUCACGCUCCCUACCAUCACCGAGUCUACUUUUGACCCGGCCACAGUCACCCCCGUCGUCCCCCCCUCCGUCAACACCACCCUCGCAACUCUCACCCAGACCUACUUCACCUCAACCCCCAACGCCACCACCUCCGGUCCCGUCAUCGUGCCCACCGCUGCGGCCGACAAGCUCCAGGGCUCCGUCGUCGGCCUCAUCGCCGCCGGUAUCGCCAGCUUCUUCCUCCUCUAG
Messenger RNA from Colletotrichum spaethianum, 567 nucleotides. RefSeq lists its product as uncharacterized. The transcript is spliced from 2 exons. NCBI's taxonomy places the organism in Eukaryota, Fungi, Ascomycota, Sordariomycetes, Glomerellales, Glomerellaceae. Bases 1 to 567 code for a protein of 188 amino acids. The record is from RefSeq and is a predicted model, not a curated record.